AUGGCAAGCGAAAUCCUCAUCACUGGAGCUGCAGGCUUCGUCGGCCAGGCGCUUGUAUCGGCCCUCAUUAAUGCCAACCCCUCUAAUCAACUUACCAUAACCGAUGUCGUUGAACCUCCAAUCCCGGCUGAUGUGGCAGGAGAAAGUAGCAGAAUAAAGUCGCUAAAGGCUGACCUCACCGACGCGGCUGCGGUAACGUCUCUGUUAUCCAAGCCGUUUGCCGCCGUCUACUUGCUGCACGGUCUCAUGUCAGGCGGGGCAGAGGCGAACCUUGACCUGGGUCUUAGAGUGAACUUAGACUCAGUCCGUGCAGUGCUCGACCACCUCCGCAAGAACUACCCUGGCACUACCGUCGUAUUCACCAGCUCAUGUGCCGUCUACGGCCCUCGUCAACCCGUCAUUGAGAGUGAGACGGUGCCGAAGCCAAAGACUUCUUAUGGGACUGAGAAACUUAUCAUCGAGUUGCUGGUGGAAGACUACUCCCGCCGCGGCCUUAUUGAUGGACGUAUUGUUCGCCUUCCAACGGUUACGGUCAGGCCCGGCGCUCCGUCGGCAGCAGCGUCAAGUUUCGCAUCUGGAAUUGUUCGUGAGACAUUGAAGGGUAUUAAGAACGUCUUACCCGUUAGCCGCGACCUUGAGAUCUGGGUCUGUAGCCCAGCUACAGUCGUCAAGAACCUUGUCAAGGUCAAGGACGUGCCUAAGGAGAAGUUUGGCGAUUCAAGGGUUGUCAACCUCCCUGGUAUUACUGUAACUGUGCAGGAGAUAUUGGAUGCAGUGGAGAAGGUUGGCGGUAGGGACGCUUUGGCAUUGAUCGAGGAGAAGAAGGACCCCGGUAUUUUGGCUAUUGUGGACACAUGGCCAGCUCGCUUCGACGUCAGUCGAGCCUAUAGUCUUGGCCUGGAGCCCGACGGGCCAAUUUUGGAGGCUGUUGAGGCAUUUGCAAAAACUUUGAAGCAAUAG
Molecule: messenger RNA, 960 nt
Organism: Colletotrichum truncatum
Lineage: Eukaryota; Fungi; Ascomycota; Sordariomycetes; Glomerellales; Glomerellaceae
Product: NAD dependent epimerase/dehydratase
Biological process (GO): regulation of DNA-templated transcription
Molecular function (GO): DNA-binding transcription factor activity
Source: RefSeq, a predicted model, not a curated record